Myzus persicae (green peach aphid) is the source of this 339-nucleotide messenger RNA. RefSeq lists its product as uncharacterized. The record is from RefSeq and is a predicted model, not a curated record. The coding region runs from base 156 to 329 and encodes 57 amino acids. NCBI's taxonomy places the organism in Eukaryota, Metazoa, Arthropoda, Insecta, Hemiptera, Aphididae. The transcript is spliced from 2 exons.
ACCUAAAAGUUACUCAGUUAUAUUUUUUUUUAGAUAUUAUAACAUCGACUUUAAAUAAUGACGACGAUGACGAUGAUGAAUUGAAUGUGUUUAUUAGAUUUGAGAGACAAGUUAGAAGUAAAAUAAAAGACUUUACCGAAUUAACUGUACCCAACAUGACAGACAAGGACUUCAAAAUUCAUUUUCGUUUGACAAGAGAGAGUAUUGAGAUUUUAACAUUCAAUUUGGGUCCUCUAUUGUUAAAUUCAAAGUUCAAGUGCUCCAUUGAAAAACAAAUACUGGUAUUUAUAUGGUAUAUGGCUAAUUGUGAAACACAUCGGUUAGUAUAAAUUAAAACAU